ACUAGAAACCUUUUUUUUUUUUGCUCAGACACCGCCCAGAGAUCAAAUCUAUAUCCCACUAUCCCCAUUUUUUACAGAGAGAAUCUUCUGGUCUGUAGAAACAUUAUCAUAACCAUCUCAAGAAGUUGAAAAAGAAAAAAGCAGGAAAAAACAAAAAACCAAGUGAUCACUGGCUAAUUUGGAUCAGCUUGCCUACCCAGGAUAAUAUCUGAAGUAUAGAGUUCGGUACAGGUGAGUAUGUCAAAUUCAUAUACAGCUAACGACAAGCAAGGUUGAAGAAGACGACCGAGCCCCAAUUCAAUGCAUGAGUUUUUGCCCACAAACUUGAAGCAGUGGUCACAGAAAUAUAUGGAAGGUUUGUUCAUGACUUCCAUGUGAUUCUGUGGAUACCUAGCCCUCCUCCAUUGAAGCAAGCAAGGAAGAAGAAGAAGAAGAAGAAGAAUAGCAAGAUCUAGGCAAGAACAUGGAAACUGAGCAGGAAGAGAUAGAGAAGGAGGAGAUGGAGAAACAGUGGGAAAAGGCCGAGGAGGUGAAGAGGUUACCUCCAUGGACAAAGCAGAUAACGGUAAGGGGAGUCAUUGCCAGCAUUGUGAUAGGGAGCAUGUACAGUGUGAUAGCUAUGAAGCUGAACCUCACCGCUGGGCUCACUCCUCAUCUCAACGUCUCCGCUGCCCUUCUCGGCUUUGUGUUCAUCCGGACAUGGACAAAGCUACUCCAGAGGACUGGUUUCGCGACAACUCCGUUCACCUGCCAAGAGAACACUAUGAUCCAGACAUGUUCAGUCGCAUGUUAUAGCAUUGCUGUUGGAGGGGGGUUCGGGUCUUAUCUUCUGGGGUUGAACAGGAAGACGUAUGAGCAGGCGGGGAUCGACACCGAAGGGAACUCACCAACUAGUAUCAAGGAUCCUGGGUUUGGCUGGAUGACUGGCUUCCUUUUUCUAGUUUGUUUUGUUGGCCUUUUUGUCUUAAUUCCUCUCAGAAAGAUCAUGAUAAUUGACUACAGAUUGACGUAUCCAAGUGGGACAGCAACUGCAGUUCUCAUCAAUGGUUUGCAUAGCCAAGAUGAUAAGCUGGCAAAGAAGCAGGUUCGGGGGUUCAUGAAGUACUUCUCCAUGAGUUUAUUUUGGGGGUUUUUCCAGUGGUUUUACUCAGGGAAAGAUGAAUGUGGGUUUUCGCAGUUCCCUAGUUUUGGAUUGCAAGCUUGGAAGCAAACGUUCUACUUCAAUUUCAGCAUGACUUAUGUGGGAGCAGGGAUGAUCUGUUCCCACCUUGUGAACUUGUCUUUGCUUCUUGGUGCUGUGCUGUCUUGGGGGCUAAUGUGGCCUCUCAUCGGUAAUCUUAAAGGCGAGUGGUUCCCCAAGAAUUUGCCAGACAGCAGUAUGAAGAGUCUAAAUGGUUAUAAGGUUUUUAUCUCAGUUUCUCUCAUCUUAGGUGAUGGACUCUACAAUUUCGUCAAGGUUGUGUUUUUUUCGAUCACAAGUAUCUACGGUAGACUGAAGCACCAACACCAACGCCAGCGCCAGAACCUCAAAAUAGAUGUAGAUGGGCAGAGCAAGGCAAUUGAUGAUCUAAAACAAGAUGAAGUUUUCAUCAGAGAAAACAUUCCCCUCUGGAUAGGAGUCACUGGAUACAUCGUCUUUGCCAUUAUUUCUGUAACCGUGCUUCCAAUCAUGUUCCCGCAGCUAAAAUGGUACUUUGUUCUUGUAGCCUACAUCAUGGCUCCAUCUCUAGCAUUCUGUAACGCGUAUGGAACUGGUCUAACAGACAUCAACAUGGCAUAUAAUUACGGGAAGGUGGCACUGUUUAUGCUGGCUGCAUUGUCCGGCAAAGAGAAUGGAGUGGUGGCAGCGCUGGCAGGGUGUGGUAUCAUCAAAUCCGUCGCUUCAGUUUCUUGCAAUCUGAUGCAAGAUUUCAAAACGAGCUAUUUCACUAUGGCAUCUCCUCGUGCAAUGUUCUUGAGCCAGGCCAUCGGCACAGCGAUAGGCUGCAUCACGGCUCCUCUCAGUUUCUUCCUGUUCUACAGGGCGUUUGAUGUGGGAAACCCAAAAGGAGAAUACAAAGCCCCUUAUGCGCUAAUAUAUAGAAACAUGGCGAUCCUAGGGGUUGAGGGUGUGGCAGCUUUGCCACAGCAUUGCUUGCAGCUCUGCUACAGCUUCUUUGCCUUUGCGGUAGUAGUUAAUAUGGUUAAAGAUCUUUGCCCGCCUAAGAUCGGGAGAUGGAUGCCCCUUCCGAUGUGCAUGGCAGUGCCAUUUCUAGUCGGGGCAUACUUCGCUAUCGACAUGUGUUUGGGGACUUUGGUUGUGUUUCUAUGGCACAAGCUCGACACCAAUAAGGCUGAGUCAAUGGUUCCCGCCGUGGCUUCUGGUUUGCUUUGUGGAGAAGGGCUGUGGAUUCUUCCGGCAUCAAUACUUGCUUUAGCCAAAAUCAGUCCUCCAAUCUGUAUGAAGUUCUUGGCUUCAUAGAGGAAACUCCCAUAAAGAAAGGUUGUUGCAGGUGAGGGCAAAUUCAAUUUAUUCCGCAAAUGAAUGUUUCAGCAUUAAGAAAUGGUUUACCCAAACCAUGGGACCCAAUAUUGUAUCAAGUUGAAGUUUUAUAUCUAAUUUUCCUCCUAUUCUCUCGUCCA
This is a messenger RNA of Vitis riparia (riverbank grape), 2622 nucleotides long. Its product is annotated as metal-nicotianamine transporter YSL1-like. The transcript is spliced from 10 exons. Gene Ontology annotation, cellular component: plasma membrane. Gene Ontology annotation, biological process: response to iron ion; seed development. Bases 464 to 2461 code for a protein of 665 amino acids. Gene Ontology annotation, molecular function: oligopeptide transmembrane transporter activity; iron-nicotianamine transmembrane transporter activity. Lineage: Eukaryota; Viridiplantae; Streptophyta; Magnoliopsida; Vitales; Vitaceae. The record is from RefSeq and is a predicted model, not a curated record.